This is a messenger RNA of Daphnia pulex (common water flea), 857 nucleotides long. RefSeq names its product histone H2A.V (gene His2Av). Gene Ontology annotation, molecular function: structural constituent of chromatin; protein heterodimerization activity; DNA binding. The record is from RefSeq and is a predicted model, not a curated record. Gene Ontology annotation, cellular component: nucleosome. NCBI's taxonomy places the organism in Eukaryota, Metazoa, Arthropoda, Branchiopoda, Diplostraca, Daphniidae. The transcript has 5 exons. The coding region runs from base 147 to 545 and encodes 132 amino acids.
AAACGAAAUCCGAGAAUUGGCAACAGUGGGAUACACUGAGGUAGUCGCGUCUUUUUUGUCAGAACAGCCCGCUUUUAAGCAUCUAUACUUGGUUUAGUUCUGCGAAGCCAUUGGGUUCAGUACGAUUCACUUGUGACUUAUACAUAAUGGCUGGAGGUAAAGCUGGAAAGGACUCGGGAAAAGCCAAAGCUAAAGCUGUGUCUAGGUCAGCAAGAGCUGGACUUCAGUUUCCUGUUGGUCGUAUUCACCGGCAUCUAAAGAAUAGGACAACAAGUCACGGCCGAGUUGGUGCUACUGCUGCUGUUUAUAGUGCCGCAAUUCUCGAGUAUUUGACGGCUGAAGUAUUGGAGUUGGCGGGAAAUGCUUCGAAGGACCUCAAAGUCAAACGUAUUACCCCUCGCCAUUUACAGCUUGCCAUUCGCGGUGAUGAAGAGUUGGAUAGUUUAAUCAAAGCAACCAUUGCUGGAGGAGGUGUCAUUCCUCACAUCCACAAGUCCUUGAUUGGCAAAAAAGGAGGGCCCACACCUGGAAAUCCUAAACCAUAAACUAAAAUUUGUUUGAUUGGCCCCUAAUGAAUGAAAACAAGUUUCGCCCGUGACCUCAUCGAAAAAAUAAGAAUGUGCUCUUUGUAUUGACGCGACUAAAAUUUUCUAUGUUUUGGUUUCUCUUUCCUGUUUUUGUCGUAUCUCAACAAGCCAUCCCAGACCUUUUUCAGCUGCAUUUUGCUUCUCCUACAAUGGACCACUUCAUUUAAUUUCAUUCUAAAAUUGUCAUCGAUUCGCUCGUAUUUCACCCUUCGUAUUGUUAAGAGAACUCAAAAAAAAAAAAAAAUAGAAAUACAAUGUCGCUUUUUUAAA